AUGAGCCUAUCUCCCAUUGGCAGUGAAGCUUUAGCCUGCACCGGCCUCAGCGUCCUUGAGUUUGGCUCGGGCCUUGGACUCGGUGGCGUGGCCUGCGCUGGCUUCGGUGCCCGUGCAGUGCUGCUCCAAGACAGAGAUCCCGAGUGCCUUAGACAAGCUGUCGAGACGGCAGUGCGCAGUGGUGUGGCGCAGUGGAUCACCACGCUUAGAUGCGACUACAACGAACUGCCGGCCAAGCUGGCAAGUGGCAAGGAAGCACUUCGGGAGUUCGCGCCGCCCGAUGUCUUCGUCGGCUGCGAUGUGCUUCUCAACCAGGCGAGCGUUGAAGAGAUCGUCUCGGUGCUGAAUCUCUUUCUGCGCUCUCCCUCCCAGGUGGCCUACUUCAUGGACCCCUACACGCGCCCUCACCGAAAGCUGUUCAUGCAGUACUGCGACAGCAUGGGCUUGGUAGCCAAGGAGGACGAGAUCGUGACCUGGGAACCGGAUUGGGAAAACCCCCUGGAAUACGACAGGGAAUGGGUGGACGCUGCACGUCAUUUCAGCCCCGCACCUCAAAGUGCUUCCCCUCCGACCCUCCCUGUGGCAGAGCCUGAACCUUGGAUGCCCGCACCAAUCGCUGCCGGCUCAAACCCCAGUGCCCCAUCCGAAUCCAAAAUCGCGGCUAUGAAGCUUCAUCAGAUCAUCGUGCUUUGCACAUGGGCUCUGCCAGCCUGGGCUGGAAUCACAGUCCCCGAGCAUGAGAAGCAGUGUGAUGGCGUGAGCUGGGCAUGCAGAAUUGUCUGCAGCCAAGGCAUGCUCGGUGGCAGAGGUCAGAAGGCAAACUGGUGUGUCGCAAAGCAUUGCACCAGACAGAAAGCUGUUGCUGCAGCUAUGGUCGCCGCCAGCCAGGAGUAUUGUUCCAAGAAAACUUGUUUCAUCCAGGAGACUGAGGCGAUGGGCUUGCUGCAGUUCAGAAAGCCUCAGCAAGGCAGUCUGGUGGCCAUGCAGGUGAAUGCCACGACCGACUGCCUUGACGAGAAGGCUGUCUGUGGUAAAUUCUGCGAUGCGUUGAACUCUCCGCGUGACUUCUGCAUGCCCAAGUGCACCGAGAAAGCUCAUGCCAUCGCAGAUGCCUUGGAUGCAUACUGCGACAAAUGUGCUUCGCCGUCGGACUACCCCACCACCACGGAGAAGGAGUACAAGACGACCACCGAGGAGCCGACUACCACGGAAGAGCCGACCACGACCACGGAGGAGCCGACCACAACCACGGAGGAGCCGACCACGACCACGGAAGAGCCGACCACGACCACGGAGGAGCCGACCACAACCACGGAGGAGCCGACCACAACCACCGAGGAGCCGACUACCACGGAGAAAGAGUACAAGACGACCACGAAGCCUGCCGUAGAUGAUGAUAUGGACGGCCGCCGGCGUCGCAAGGAUCACGACAAGGACGGCCGCCGUCGCCGCAAAAAGAAGGACGAUGAUGAUGGCGGCAGCAAGGACGACGACAAGGACGGCCGCCGUCGCCGCAAAAAGAAGGACGAUGAUGGUCGUAAGGACGACGACAAGGACGGCCGCCGCGGCCGCAAAAAGAAGCACGAUGAUGAUGGUCGUAAGGAUGACGACAAGGACGGCCGCCGUGGCCGCAAAAAGAAGGACGAUGAUGAUGGUCGUAAGGACGACGACAAGGACGGAUUCCUCGUGCACGUGGCAGCAAAGUUGCCCGGGCACUGGAACUACUUUUGGCCGGAUGCAGUAAAACAUGUUGGCGAUGAUGCCUAUGCAGACCAGCACAACAGUCUGCGGGCCAUUGAAGGAGACCUCCGCUUAGAGGAGUUGGAGCUUCAAGGAGCACGGCUACCCAAGCUGGAGGCCGAUGUGGAGCGCCGGCGCGCUACCCGUGAACAGCUUGCACAUCAGUGUUCGCAGGUCCGUGCUGCGCAGGAGAAAGAGAUGCGAAGCAUCCGCGAGGAGCUGAGGGCAGCACAGGUGGCUCGGGCCGAGGAGCUUCUCUCAGCUGCCGGCACGGCCCUGGGUAAAGUCGCUGCAGGCUCUCCAGUACCUACCGUGGGAAUCGGAGGUGCCGGCUAUCCUGGCAAGCAGGAGGAGGCUGACGAAAACCCAUUGCUUAUUGUGGAGGCGUCUCACAAGUACCAUAGCACGGGUGUUCUCAAAGGUUGGUACAGGCGCAGGCGGCGCAGGCUGAUGGCAGAGCUGGUCGUGUAUGGCCGUGAUAGCUGCGGCCUCUGCUCGAAGUUCAAGAAGGAGUGCGAUGCGAAAGAGCUGAAGUACAGAUGGAGCGACAUCACUGUGAAUGCAAAUAAGGCGGAGAUGUCGCGGAAGCUUCGAGCUUGCUCGUGGUUCAAAGGUGGCACCUUUGGGCUUCCGCUGGUCGACGUCUAUGGGGAUAUGCAGCAAAGGCCAACUGUCGACGUUGUCUUGGCGGCCAAGAAAGCAUUGCCAAGCGAUGCCGAAGUGGACAAGAUCAAGAAGCAGUUCAAGGAGCUGGAUGUGAACAAGGACGGCACUCUCAGCUUCGAGGAGAUGAAGAAGAUGAUGGUGACCUUGAGCCCAAAACUCUCCGAGGUCCAAUUACAGAAGCUCUUCUGCGCGGCGGACGUAGACCAGAGUGGCACAGUGGAGUUGGAUGAGUUCAUCGACUUUGUCCUCAAAGGAAAGCAAGUCGUGGCAAAGAUCAUUCAGGAGCCUCCACAAGGCAAGCCCUCAGCAGAAGGUGUCCGAGCAGACUGGAAGAAGGACGUUCUAGCCGCCCACAACGCCUUCCGCGCCGAGCACGGCGCUCCGGCCCUCACGUGGAGUGACGAGUGCUACCUCUUGGCCAAGAAGCAGGCCAACGCAUGCCAGGAGAGGUCUUGCAUGUUCCACGAUUGCCUGGAAGGGCCGUCUGGCCGGCAUGGUCAGAACAUCUUCUGGUGCUCUUCCCCGGGGAAGUCGGCAGAGGAGAUGACCCAAGCAUGGUAUGAUGAGAUCAACCAACCGGGCUAUGACUGGAAGAAGGCCACGUUCUCUCCUGGCACAGGACACUUCACGCAAGUCGUUUGGAAAGGAACCAAGCAAGUGGGCAUGGCUCUGUCGGAAGACGGUCGCUUCUGCGUUGCGAACUACUUUCCGGCGGGAAACAUGAUGGGGUCCUUCAAAGAGAACGUUCUUCCACGGGGCACUGAGUACAAGCCCAAGAAGGAGGCGCCGAAGCCUGCGGCCGCAGGUGCUGGUGCUCCCAGCAGUGAUGCUGGAGGCGAGUCUAAGAAGACCGUCUCUGCGAAGGAAAUGACGCCGGAGCUCGCGGCGAGCUUCGAGGACUGCCCCUUCCCGUUCAAGGAGAAGGCGGAAGCUGCUCUGAAAGAGGGAGCUGAGGUCACUGUGACACGAGGGGAAGUAGGCAUCCGAAAGACCAUCGAGGUGACCAUCAAGCAGGGAUGCAGCACCUCCCGCAUGAGGGGGGCUUGGGGCGCACGAGGCUGA
This is a messenger RNA of Symbiodinium necroappetens, 3468 nucleotides long. The record is from the annotation of a GenBank genome assembly. Lineage: Eukaryota; Dinophyceae; Suessiales; Symbiodiniaceae.